Molecule: messenger RNA, 246 nt
Organism: Ceutorhynchus assimilis (cabbage seed weevil)
Lineage: Eukaryota; Metazoa; Arthropoda; Insecta; Coleoptera; Curculionidae
Source: the annotation of a GenBank genome assembly
AUGGUUGAGAUUAUGGUUAAACGAUAUGAUAUUCAACAAACCAUACUGCCAUUGCCACCAUGUGAUACAGGUGAUACAAUAAGCCAUUUUUACAAUCAAAGCAAAAAGUUCACUCCAAUUACUUCAAAAUCAACAACUGUUCAAGCAGUUGACAAUUUUUUGGAUCGUUUAAUAAAACUUACUGAAGAAGACGACCAAAUCAAUAAUUUUUUCAAAAAUCUAAAAACUUUGACUCCAGGUGAUUAG